Molecule: messenger RNA, 2133 nt
Organism: Cladophialophora psammophila CBS 110553
Lineage: Eukaryota; Fungi; Ascomycota; Eurotiomycetes; Chaetothyriales; Herpotrichiellaceae
Exons: 3
Coding region: 1-2133 (710 amino acids)
Biological process (GO): intracellular protein transport; endoplasmic reticulum to Golgi vesicle-mediated transport
Cellular component (GO): cytosol; Golgi membrane
Molecular function (GO): syntaxin binding
Source: RefSeq, a predicted model, not a curated record
AUGGCAGCCCGCACGCAGACUCUCCGGGAUCGUCAGAUAGCUUCCAUUGAACGCAUACUAAGCCUGAACCACGACCACUCAUCUGCUUCAAAUGGCGAUGCAAGCACCACCCCUCAAGCGGCUUCGCUUCUCAGCGAGGACGGAGAACCCAUAUGGAAGGUUCUUGUAUUUGACAACCUUGGACGAGACAUAAUCAGCAGUGUGUUGCGAGUAAAUGACUUGCGGAGCAAAGGAGUAACAAUACAUUUAAACAUCAACUCUCCUCGCUUUCCCAUACCCGAUGUUCCUGUCCUGUACCUCGUCGAACCUACUCCUGUCAAUAUCCAGCUCAUCUGCUCCGACCUCGCCCGAGGGCUAUACUCUCCAGCCUAUGUCAACUUCAUCUCAUCGAUAUCCCGUCCCUUACUUGAAGACUUUGCCGCCCAAAUUGCCUCCACAAACACUGCCGAUUCCAUUGCCCAAGUCUAUGACCAAUACCUGAAUUUUGUCGUGGCCGAACCGGAUUUGUUCAGCCUGGGAAUGGGAAAAGAAUCGUAUUGGACAUUUAAUAGUGCCAAAGCAGAAGCAGAGGUCCAGGAUGCGGCUAUAGACAGGAUCGUGAGCGGGCUGUUCAGUGUCAGUGUAACAAUGGGAUCGGUGCCCAUUAUACGGUGUCCUCAGACAGAACUGGCCAAAAUGAUUGCAACGAAACUGGACCGAAAGCUGAGAGAUCAUGUCCUCAACUCCAAAGAUAACUUAUUCUCAUCCAAGGGCUCCGCGGCCAAUCUAUACUCCGCGCCCUCACGGCCAGUUCUGAUAAUCCUGGACCGUAAUAUUGACCUGGUCCCGAUGCUGUCCCAUUCGUGGACGUACCAGUCCUUGGUUCAUGAUGUCUUGAAAAUGCACCUCAACCGAAUCACUGUACAUGUGGCAGACGAGGGGGACCCGACUGCAAAACCGCGAGCCUACGACCUGAAUGCAAGUGACUUUUUCUGGGCGCGCAAUGCAAGCGCUCCAUUCCCCCAAGUUGCCGAAGACAUCGACAAAGAACUUACAAAAUACAAAACCGACGCAGAAGAGGUCACCAAGAAAACCGGUGUGAACAGUAUCGAAGACCUCAACGACAGUUCAACCUCCGCAGCCCACUUGAAAGCAGCAAUAACACUGCUGCCCGAGUUGCGAGAGCGCAAAGCCACUCUGGACAUGCACAUGAACAUCGCCACUGCACUGCUCAAGGGCAUCAAGGACCGCCAACUAGAUAACUUCUUCCAACUAGAAGAGAACAUUACGAAACAAACCGCCGACCAAAUGCUCACCCUUAUUAAAUCCGAUGAUAAGGGGAACAACCCGCUGGACAAGCUGCGGAUAUUCAUCAUCUGGUACCUCAGCGUCGACAGGGAGCCCUCCAAAUCCGAACUCUCGGAAUUCGAAUCUGCACUUACAACUGCUGGAGUGGGAGAUGCAGUGACAGCAAUCAAACACAUCUCCAACGUGCGUCUAGAAACGCGAGGGACGAUGAUGAGCUCCACAGCACCAUCUCAGCAACAACCCUCUUCCCAAACGCCGUUGUUUGGCGGCCUCUCCUCGCUCUCGAAAAACUUCACUGAAAAGCUCUCAUCCACUGCGCUCGGAAACACUUUCAGCAACGUGAACCUCGAAGCACUCGUGUCCGGGGUGAAAAACUUCCUACCCGCGAAUAGGGACCUCACGGUGACCAAGAUUGUUGAGUCAAUCAUGGAUCCUCCCGCCGCAAGUUCCAGCGCGAUCGCGAUGACGGAGGGAUAUCUAUACUUUGAUCCAAGAAGUGCACAUGCAAGGGGUAUUCCUGGGACGGCAAGUGGGUCGAAUCCGCCGUCAAGAGACAGUAGGGGAGGUCCUAGUGGACAAUCGGGAGGCGCAGGGAUGAAUCCCAGCUUUGGCCAAAGAAGACAGGGGUAUACGGAGGCAAUCGUCUUCACCGUAGGAGGAGGCAGUAUGGAUGAAUACGGCAAUCUGCAGGAAUGGGUCAAGAGGACGAGUGGGCUGGGAACCGGAGGUGGUGGAGGAGUAGGCGCCAAUGCCCCCCGGACGAGGAGGGUCGUUUACGGGAGUACUGAGUUGGUCAACGGAGAGGACUUUUUGUCCGAGCUGGUGAGACUAGGAAAUGAACUCUAA